This is a messenger RNA of Macadamia integrifolia, 1009 nucleotides long. RefSeq names its product dirigent protein 22-like. The coding region runs from base 94 to 672 and encodes 192 amino acids. The transcript has a single exon. NCBI's taxonomy places the organism in Eukaryota, Viridiplantae, Streptophyta, Magnoliopsida, Proteales, Proteaceae. The record is from RefSeq and is a predicted model, not a curated record.
GCCCAAAUUAACCCAAUCUCUUCAUCACUUUCUAUAUAGACCACUUACCACCACAUUUCCUACUAAGAUCCUCAACUCAUCAAGCUCCCUGCAAUGGCCGGAAUUCUCCCUAAACUCAUCGUUUUCAUGGCCAUCUUCAUCACUUUGUUAACCGUUAUCGUCGACGGCGAAUCUCACAGCUUCUCUAAGACUCUACCACUGAGGUCCAAGAAGCUUAAACGUGAGAAGAUGAGCCACCUUCACUUCUACUUCCACGAUAUUGUUAGUGGCCGUAACCCAACUGCCAUUAAGGUUGCUGAAGCAGAAUCCACAAAGACAUCACCAACAGAGUUCGGUAAGAUGGUGAUUAUCGACGAUCCAUUAACAGAGAAGCCAGAGGCUACGUCGAAGCUGGUCGGAAGAGCUCAAGGGAUCUAUGCAAUGGCAUCACAGAGUGAACUAGGUCUGUUAAUGACCCUUAAUUAUUGUUUCAUGGAAGGGAAGUACAACGGGAGCACACUAAGCAUACUUGGAAGAAACACAGUGAUGUCGGAGGUGAGAGAGAUGCCGGUGGUCGGAGGGAGUGGGCUUGUCCGGUUUUCCCGAGGCUAUGCUCAUGCCAAGACUCAGUGGUUUAAUCAUACAACUAAAGAUGGUGUGGUUGAGUAUAAUGUUUAUGUCAUCCAUUACUGAUCCAUGAAAGAGGGUGUAACCAUUUGCAUAAGGCUCCCACAUGGGAAUUUGGAUCCUCUACAUGUAUGUUCACCUAGAUAUGCAUGUGAGGAUCCAACACAUGUCUUACUUUUUAUCAUUAUAGGAUGAAAAUGGAUGUAUAUGAAAACAAAAGAGAUAGGUGUUGGAUCUUUAUAUGUAUGUCCAAAUGAACAUAUGUACAAAGAAUCCAUUCUCCCAUGAAGCAAUAGGAUCUGAGAAGGUCAUAAUAUUUGCAUCUUUACCCCACUUCGUAAAAAGAUUGUUCUCUAAUUUUUCAUCCAUUCAAUUGUUGAAAAAUUCUGUGUCUUGGUUGUGA